Aptenodytes forsteri (emperor penguin) is the source of this 602-nucleotide messenger RNA. RefSeq names its product LY6/PLAUR domain containing 1 (gene LYPD1). Gene Ontology annotation, molecular function: acetylcholine receptor inhibitor activity. The coding region runs from base 1 to 582 and encodes 193 amino acids. Lineage: Eukaryota; Metazoa; Chordata; Aves; Sphenisciformes; Spheniscidae. Gene Ontology annotation, biological process: acetylcholine receptor signaling pathway. The record is from RefSeq and is a predicted model, not a curated record. The transcript is spliced from 3 exons.
AUGCGUACGGGACUGCGUGCAACCGCCUCCCUUUCAACCCGACUGGCCUCCCGUCCUCCGAGAAUAAUGCAUGUGGAGAUAAGAGUCAGUCAUUUAGAUGAGUUCGCGACACGGCGACUAAAAAGCCAUUUCAGCUCAACUCAGACUCUCCACUUGCAGAUAAGGCUUAUUACCAUUAUUAUUCUGAGCAAAAUUCUGUCUGUUCCAGGUUUGGGUUUGCAAAUACAGUGCUACCAGUGUGAGGAGUUCCAGCUAAAUAAUGACUGCUCUGCUCCAGAGUUCAUCGUGAAUUGUACGGUGAAUGUUCAAGAUAUGUGUCAGAAAGAAGUAAUGGAAAAAAGUUUUGGAAUCAUGUAUCGCAAAUCCUGCGCAUCUUCAGCAGCGUGUCUGAUAGCCUCUGCUGGGUACCAGUCCUUUUGCUCUCCAGGGAAGGUGAACUCUGUUUGUAUCAGCUGCUGCAACACUCCACUCUGCAAUGGACCCCGGCCGAAGAAGAGGGGGAAUUCUGGCGUGGUGCCGAGGGCACACGUGCUAACCACCGUUCUGCUCCUUAAAUUGGCUCUUUUGGUUUUGUAUUGCUAAACUUCAAGCAAGUUUUUUGC